AUGGAGUUCAACAGGGAGGAGUUCAGGAGGCAGCUGGGGGCCGGGCUGGGCCGGCUGCACCGGUUCCUGGAGCGCCGCCAGGAUGACCCCGAGAGCCUGGAGCUGAGCUCGGGGGGGCUCACGGGCGGGACCCCCACGGGCCCGCGCCCCCCGGUGCUGGACUGCACCUUCUGCGGGCUGCCCCGGCGCUACGGCAUCGCCAUCCUCUGCGGCAUCGGCUUCUGCAUCAGCUUCGGCAUCCGCUGCAACCUGGGCGUGGCCGUGGUCAGCAUGGUCAACCCCGCCCACGGGCAGCGCGCCCAGUUCAACUGGGACCCCGAGACCGUGGGAAUGAUCCACGGCUCCUUCUUCUGGGGCUACAUCGUCACGCAGAUCCCCGGCGGCUUCAUCGCGCAGAAAUUCGCCGCCAACAGGGUGUUCGGGCUGGCCAUCGUGUCCACCUCGGUGCUCAACAUGCUGAUCCCGUCGGCCGCGCGCACGCACGUGGGCUGCGUCAUCGCCGUGCGCGUCAUGCAGGGCCUGGUGGAGGGCGUGACCUACCCCGCCUGUCACGGCAUCUGGAGCAAGUGGGCGCCGCCCCUGGAGCGGAGCCGGCUCGCCACCACGGCCUUCUGCGGUUCGUACGCAGGGGCCCUGGUGGCCAUAAUGCCCCUGGCUGGGGUCUUGGUGCAGUACACGGGGUGGAGCUCCGUGUUCUAUGUCUACGGCAGUUUCGGGGUGCUCUGGUACAUGUUCUGGGUGCUGGUGUCCUACGAGAGCCCAGCCCAGCACCCGACGAUCUCGCCCGAGGAGCGGAAAUACAUCGAGGAGAGCAUCGGGGAGAGCGUGGGCAGCAACCCGCUGCUGCUGGCCACGCCCUGGCGCCAGUUCUUCACCUCCAUGCCCGUCUACGCCAUCAUCGUGGCCAACUUCUGCCGCAGCUGGACCUUCUACCUGCUGCUCAUCAGCCAGCCCGCCUACUUCGAGGAGGUGUUCGGCUUCGAGAUCAGCAAGGUGGGUGGAUUGCUGUCAGCUCUCCCCCACCUGGUGAUGACCAUAGUGGUGCCCAUCGGGGGGCAGAUCGCCGAUUUCCUGCGCUCGCGCGGCCUCAUGUCCACAACCAACGUGCGCAAGAUGAUGAACUGCGGCGGGUUCGGCAUGGAGGCCACGCUGCUGCUGGUGGUCGGCUACUCGCACUCCCGCGCCGUCGCCAUCUCCUUCCUGGUGCUGGCCGUGGGCUUCAGCGGCUUCGCCAUCUCGGGCUUCAACGUGAACCACCUGGACAUCGCGCCGCGCUACGCCAGCGUCCUGAUGGGGCUGAGCAACGGCGUGGGGACCCUGUCCGGGAUGGUGUGUCCCCUGAUCGUGGGGGCCCUCACCCGCCACAAGACGCGCGAGGAGUGGCAGUGGGUGUUCCUGAUCGCCGCGCUCGUGCACUACGGGGGCGUGGCCUUCUACGGCGUCUUCGCUUCGGGGAGCGCAGCGUGGGCGGAGCCGCCGCGCGAGGAGGCGGAGCCUCUGGCGCCGGGGGGGGUGGCCAGCGACGAGGAGGAGGAGGAGGAGGAAGGGGAGGAAGGGGGGGUGGGGGGAGGGGGACCCCCGGGGGGGCCCCCCGCGAGCUACGGGGCCACCGGGACCACCCCGGCCACCGGGGGCGGUGUCUGA
Molecule: messenger RNA, 1644 nt
Organism: Melozone crissalis (California towhee)
Lineage: Eukaryota; Metazoa; Chordata; Aves; Passeriformes; Passerellidae
Product: vesicular glutamate transporter 1-like
Biological process (GO): neurotransmitter loading into synaptic vesicle; monoatomic anion transport; transmembrane transport
Cellular component (GO): excitatory synapse; synaptic vesicle membrane
Molecular function (GO): neurotransmitter transmembrane transporter activity; L-glutamate transmembrane transporter activity
Source: RefSeq, a predicted model, not a curated record